UUCUCAUAGUGUCUGGUACGUAGAAUUUACUUGUAUACCUUUCAACAUGGGCGAUAGUCCAAAGAAGAACAGCGAAAAUAACGAUUUUGGCGAUGUUGAAUUUCCGAAGAACGAGAAGAAAGAUGACAAAGAUUACCCCGUAAAACCCCAUAGGCCUUAUCCAGGGUUUAGAAAAAACUUUUAUUACUAUUUCAGUGAAUAUACUAAUAAUACCGGUAUUCACGGUUUUAAAUAUAUGGGAGAACAAGAAAGGACUAUUUUUGAACGUUUAUGGUGGCUGAUACUUUUUUGUGUUUCUCUUUAUAUAUGUAUUUACUUAAUUAUUGAAACAUGGGUAAAAUGGAAUACUUCUCCAGUGCUUGUAAGUUUUGCCAGAAGUCCUACUCCUGUGUGGCAAGUACCAUUUCCAGCUGUUACGGUUUGUUCAGAAAAUAAGCCCCGCCAGACUAGAUACAAUUUUACCGAAAAUUAUCAUAGGAUAAGAAACGAGUCCAAUGAUAUGACCGAAGAAGAAAAGAAACAAUUUUCUGACAUGGCAUUAGUUUGUGAAAACCACAUCUAUAACCAGGGAAAUUUAACGGCAGACUAUAGUACUAUUGAAUUUUUAAUGAGCAUUGCACCUGAUUUUAAUGAAGUCUUAUUGAACUGCAAAUACACCUUGCUUAACGAAAGUUGCGACAACUUUUUCACACCCAUCCUGACAGAAGAGGGACUAUGCUUUACAUUCAACAUGUUAAAUAAGGAAGAACUUUUUAACAACAACGUAUUUUUGACUGGCGAAUACAUGGCCCACGAUAGAAAAUCUGAAGGGUGGAAUUUGAGGGACGGAUAUCCAGCAGAUGCGCCUAUAAAUACGUACCCUAGAAGGGCUAUGUCUGCCGGAUUCAGUUCUGGAUUUUUGUUGUUACUGAGGGCGUUCGAAAAAGAUUUAGAUUACAUGUGCAGAGGGCCUGUGCAAGGAUUUAAGAUUCUUCUGCACAAUCCAGCCGAAACGCCUAGAGUCGGGAUGCAAUACUUUAGAGCUCCUCUAAACGAAGAAGUUGUGGUAGCUGUUAAACCGGACAUGAUGACCACAUCCGAAGGUCUGAAGACGUACGAAGCUCAUAGAAGGCAGUGUUAUUUUCCAGAAGAGAGGCCCCUGUCCUUCUUUCAAAGUUAUACUCAACAGAAUUGCCAAGUUGAAUGUCUCACAAAUUUUACUUUGGCAAAAUGUAAUUGUGUGGCUUAUCAUAUGCCACGUGAAGAAAAUACUGCUAUAUGUGGAUCGGGAAGCCUCGUAUGCAUGUUUGAAGCCCAAAAUGAACUUCUACGCCGAGAAGUUCAAUCAGGACUGAACACCGAAAAAGACAACGGGAACAUCACUUCAGAUUGUGACUGUUUACCAGGCUGCAUAUCUCUAGUUUACAAUGCCGAGACCUCUCAAGCCCAUUUCGACUGGCAUAAGAUGUUCCAGUCCUACAAAGCGAACGCAAGUGAAAAAGGCUACGAAGGCGCUCAGAUAACCAGAAUUAAUAUUUUCUUCAAAGAGCAACAGUUCAUUACCUCGGAAAGGAACGAGUUGUAUGGUACUACCGAUUUUCUUGCCAACUGUGGCGGUAUUUUGGGUCUUUUUACUGGGUUCUCUUUCUUAUCGAUUGUUGAAAUUGUUUAUUUCUUGUCGCUGAGGUUGAUUUGUAAUGUUAAGAAGCACGGAUCGCAUUACUGGUCUGGAUCGCCCGAUUUAGUUAAUAACGAUAUGUACAUCCAUAAGAAAUAAUUUAAUUGACUUGUUAUAUCUACAGUGUGUCCCCGGAUUGUCUUUACAAGAGGAAAAGCUUUUUUAUUAAUUGCAUUUUGAAAAAAAUAUCUUACUAACUGAAUUAAUCUAACUCAAUUUUCUUCGUAAAAUGUUUUGUUUCUUCUUCUUACAGUGCGAUACUCUAUAUAGAGCGUCGGCUACCUCUCGCAUGUACUUGUGAUGUGUGUCAUUAGUGUUUCCCAAAUACAUGGGACUUACAGUUUACCGCCGAAUCCGAACGGCACUAUUUGAGAGGCUGUAUGAGGCAAAUAUACUCAAGGUGGUUUGCCAUUGCCUUCCUUGAGGUGGCGUGGCGACUCUCUGGUCGCUCUAUUUAGAUAAAUCAAUAUUUUUAUUUAAAUAAAUAAAGCGACCGUACUGGCUGAGGAUCGAACCCAGUAUCCAGAGGAUCAAACCCAUGUUUUGUUCCUUUGUUCUAAAAUUAGGCCAGUAAGCGAGUAUAAUAAUAUUACCUCCGAAUUCUUGACACCCGCACCUAUUGACGUGAAAUUUUAACAGUGAAUAAAGAUAUAUGUAAGAAACAAAAGUUAAAUAGUAGCGAUGUGUGCUUUCACUCUGAGAGUGAGUGCCACCCCUUCUCGGGGGUGAAAAUUAAAUCAAGUAUUUUCAUUGCAAAAAUUAACAAAGGGAUGAAUUCUAAGUAAAAAAUUUUCUAAAACAUUUUUUCAGAAAAUUAAUAUUUUCCGAGUUAUUUAGGAUUGAAUAUGUUGAUUUUUCAUCUAAAAGCUGCAUAUUUUUCUGCCAUUUUUCAUAAAUAAUUCGAAAAUUUUGCGCUUUAUCGCAAAAUUCAUAUAAGCAAACAUAAAGCUUUUGGAAUAACGAAUCGACUAUUUUUGUUCAUUACCGUAGGUGUGAUAAUAGCCGAAUUAUUACUCUGUAAAGGCGAUUUUUUAUUUUUUGAAAACUAAAUUGAAACCUUUUACCGUAAAAUAUGGCGAAAGAACCCAUUUUUCGAAGUAAAUGAAUAGGACCGUGUUUAAAGUGCUUGAAAAGACCUUUUAAAUGUUUUUUUUAAGUCUUUUCAAGUUCGUACCUCAAGAACUCGCGGAGUU
Molecule: messenger RNA, 2850 nt
Organism: Sitophilus oryzae (rice weevil)
Lineage: Eukaryota; Metazoa; Arthropoda; Insecta; Coleoptera; Curculionidae
Product: pickpocket protein 28-like
Exons: 10
Coding region: 47-1756 (569 amino acids)
Biological process (GO): sodium ion transmembrane transport
Cellular component (GO): membrane
Molecular function (GO): ligand-gated sodium channel activity
Source: RefSeq, a predicted model, not a curated record